AUUUUCAUACCAGUGAAUAUAAUAGGCUACAAAAAGCUAUUCCUACAUCGCGUCGGGAAUAGAACUACGGGCACCAUUGGAUAAACAGGUCAGUAAUCGUGAAUAGGAUCCUCAAGCUCUCCAUCCAGCCAUGUGGUAGUCUACACAUCUUUACCCAGUUAUCAAUUAGCACACCACACCCCGGACCCACCCGGCCACCGCUCACUCCUCACCCGACUCAGCCUCAACACCAGUAUCCCAUAGACAGCAGCUGGUCUCAUGGCCCACCCCUAUGAACCCUGGUUACGGACAGCCCCCCCUGGUGGCAGCUCAGACGAGAUGAACGUUCCGUCAUGGUGGGACCUCCACACCGGGCCAGGGAGCUGGAUGGACCUGCAGGCGGGCCAGGGUGUGGGCUUACAGGCAGUUGGUCAGAGCUCCAUGGGACUGCAGUCCUCCCUGGGGCCUUACGGCUCUGAGCCCCAGCUGUGUACUCCUGCUCAGCUAGCCCAGCUGGCCCCAGCCUCACACUCAGCUCACUCACACCUCUUCCCCCAGGAUGGCUUUAAGAUGGAGCCACUGGGAGGACCUGAGCUCCUGCAGCAGGAGACGUAUUCCCUGGAGGAGCCACAGGAGGGUGCCGCCUCGGUCCGGCCCAAGCCCCAGCGCCGCUCUGCCUCCAGGGGCUCAGGCCAGUCUGUGUGCCGGUGCCCCAACUGUGUCCACGCCGAGCAGAUGGGCCAGAGCACUGACGACGACCGGAGGAAACACAUGCACAACUGCCACAUCCCGGGCUGUGGCAAGGCAUACGCCAAGACCUCCCACCUGAAGGCCCACCUGCGCUGGCACAGCGGGGACCGGCCCUUCGUCUGCAACUGGCUCUUCUGCGGCAAGCGCUUCACACGCUCCGACGAACUUCAGCGACACCUGCAGACGCACACCGGCGCCAAGAAGUUCAGCUGCACCAUGUGCCCCCGCGUGUUCAUGCGCAACGACCACCUGGCCAAGCACAUGCGCACGCACGAGUCUCCCUCCGGGCCAGGGGAGGAGAGGGUGUAUGGAGAGGGGGGCAGGAUGGGGAAGAGCUUUGACACACCUUCUCCUCAGCCCUCCCACGCCACUGCCUCUGACACAGAGGCACCCCUUAAGCAGCCGAAAUGUGAGAAAGACCCCUCUGGGACAGGACAGUCCAGCUAACUGUAUCCCGUCCACAUCUGGAAUGCUAUACCGAUAAUGUAUAGUCAGUAGGCUACUUUUAGCCCCUUUCUAUCAGACAGAGAAUCAAUCCAUAGUUUAUAAUACAUGUAGUCCAGUGGAGGUAGAAUCAUAGGGGGUUUUAUAUUAUAAAUUGAUAGUUUAUUUCUACCAGAUGCAUUGAACAACAUAAGGCAACAAAGGCCCAUCUGAUUUUCAGAAUGCAUCAUAUCACAUAUAACAGCACCAUACAGCAUAGACAGACAUAAAACCAAAGAGUCCAAAGCGAUUACCCAUAUGUUACAUCACCAACAGAGGACAAGCUGUCAAGUGCCUUGGUGGAAGGAUAUCCAUCUAAGGAAUCAAGGAAAAAUAUUUAGAUGUUCUCUUCCAUUUAAAUGGCAACCAAGUGGCAACCAAGCCAGAGCCAAAGCUUGCUAGCUGCUAGGACUUCCAUUGCUGCUACUACUAUUAUACCAUCCAUCCACAGAGACUUUGGGAACGAGUUAAACUGAAGAUGGUGCUUGAUGUGUUUACAGUAAAACUACUAGCUACUUGGAGAGAGAUUUACUUCCAGGAAGCCAUCAAACUCUCCAGUCUCCACUGCACAAAUCUAACUGAAUUUAAGGCAAUGGAAGUAGAGGGUUAGAAUGUGUUGGUAUGUUGUGUUGACUUCCUUUCCCCACCCUUUAACCUACCCCUUGACUUGCUGUGUAUAAUAUACUGUAUGUGAGUGUAUGAACAUGUCACUGGAAAAUUCCACACUGUAUUUUUGGUUUUGACCACGCACAAUGUUGGCGUCAACCUUUUGCCAAAGAGCACCACAGUAAGCACCACUAUAAUUCAGUUUGCUGCAGUAUGUGGGCGGUGCAAAUAAAAAUGACUGCAUUUGCUCUGUAGAUGGCAAAUUAAUUAAAAAUAUGGCACUAGAGGUGCAGAGAUGUCCCACUACAGCACAUUAUGGCAUGGAAUUCAUACCCCAUGUUUUAUGUCAAAAAUAUAUUUUCUGUUUAAUGUACAGUAAGGAGACAUGAUUUGUGUUAUCAAUGUAUUUCACUUAAAUGCACCGUAUGUAUCAUCAUGUUUAAAUGUCCCUCAACUGUGACUGAAAAGCACCGUUGCUCAUCUUUUGACACUCCUUAUCUCAGCUAUGCAGGUGUGAAUGUUACAUGAUGGCAGCAUAUCUCAUUCACAGGUAAUGUGUAAUUCCAUGGUCUUGUCCCUGAUAGUGUAUGAUCCACACAAUACCAAGUUCACACUUCACAGAACCUACUGUAGUAACACUUGAUAAGGAUUUCCUCGGACAAAAGACAGGCUGGAUACAUCACUACUCAUGAAAUGUACGCUAGACUGAAAUGUGAGCUGAACUGAAAUCCCUCAUUGAGAGGAACUUAGGUAAACCAUAUUUUGUGACACCAACAACUUCCAGGACAAGCAACAAUUCCUCCUCCAAAGUUGUUCAAGCAUAACGCCAAAAACAGAUAGAGUGGAAUUGUUUGGAAACCAUUUUGAUAUUAAUAGUCAGAAAUAAUAAUUUAUAUAUUGAUAGAAGAUGCACUUCGAUAAAGUUUUAGGAAUCCAGUCUAGACCUUUCUAAAUAGGCUUAGGCCUGUGUGUCGUGGUUUAGGCUUCUUAGCUUAUUGUGCUCACUGUAAAACAAAUUAGCCUUGUUAGGAAAGCAUUGUUGUAUUUUGAGUAGUGACUUAGUCAAAAUGUGCUUAAAAGGGUCUAAGCUGAGGUUUAGCUUAGAGAUCUCUCACUGAGGUGUUUAUUGUAGCCCCCAUUAGACAUAUCCCUAAAUAAAAUAAAAUCUAAUGGUU
Salvelinus sp. IW2-2015 is the source of this 2993-nucleotide messenger RNA. Its product is annotated as transcription factor Sp6-like. The record is from RefSeq and is a predicted model, not a curated record. Lineage: Eukaryota; Metazoa; Chordata; Actinopteri; Salmoniformes; Salmonidae. Gene Ontology annotation, biological process: regulation of transcription by RNA polymerase II. Gene Ontology annotation, molecular function: DNA-binding transcription factor activity, RNA polymerase II-specific; RNA polymerase II cis-regulatory region sequence-specific DNA binding.